Hydatigera taeniaeformis is the source of this 1104-nucleotide messenger RNA. NCBI's taxonomy places the organism in Eukaryota, Metazoa, Platyhelminthes, Cestoda, Cyclophyllidea, Taeniidae. The record is from the annotation of a GenBank genome assembly.
AUGGAUUCUGAAUCCUCAGAUGCUUCUGAACUUAGCGCUGAUAAAUUUCGCGUGCUUGUUCAAAGCGCAAAUCGGAAGAAUAAGAAGCGUGCUGGUGGCUUUCAAGCAAUGGGUCUAAGUCGGGCUGUUUUCAAUGGAAUCGCUCGGAAGGGUUACAAAGCUCCGACCCCCAUUCAGCGGAAGGCCAUUCCUGUCAUUCUUUCCGGUCGUGAUGUUGUUGCUAUGGCACGCACUGGGAGUGGAAAAACGGCAGCUUUUCUCAUUCCUCUAUUAGAGAGGUUAAAAUGCCAUCGGGAUACUGGUGCUAGGGCGCUGCUUCUAAGUCCCACUCGUGAGCUUGCUAUGCAGACGCUUGCUUUCACGAAGGAUAUUGGGAGAUUUACGAACCUGAUUGCUGCUGUAAUUGUUGGAGGCGAUAAAAUGGAUGACCAAUUCAUGGCGAUCCACCAAAAUCCUGACAUAAUAAUCGCUACACCCGGUCGCUUGCUGCAUAUUAUAAUGGAAAUGGACCUUACUCUGAAGUCAAUUGAUUACGUUGUGUUUGACGAAGGCGAUAGAUUGUUUGAGUUGGGUUUCGCCGAUCAGUUGAGAGAAACACUUAAUAGACUACCAACGAAACGUCAAACUCUUAUCUUUUCAGCCACUCUUCCUGGCGGUCUGUUAGAGUUUGCUCAGGCCAGCCUUACAGAACCAGCACUCAUCCGACUAGAUGUUGACACGAAAUUGAGCAGCCAGCUCAAACUGGCUUUCAUUACCUGUCUUCCAUACGAAAAAGAGGCUCUUGUCAUACAUCUCCUUAAGACCAUUAUUCCGGAAAAGGAGAAGGUUGCAUUAUUCUUUGCCACAAAACACCAUGUUGACUACAUGGAAUUGGUAUUCAAAGAGGUCGGAAUUGAUUGUACUGUGGUACACUCUGGUUUGGACCCGGUAGCUCGAAACAUGGCGGUGAGUAGCUUUCGUAAUGGUCGGGUGAGGUGUCUCCUCGUAACAGAUCUCGCUGCCCGCGGAAUUGACGUUCCAUUGCUUGACAACGUCAUUAAUUUCCACUUUCCCGCCCAAGCCAAACUCUUUGUUCACCGUGUCGGUAUGUUUUACUGUGUUUGA